Messenger RNA from Euleptes europaea (tarantolino), 3516 nucleotides. It is a transcript of the gene VWA3A, whose product is annotated as von Willebrand factor A domain containing 3A. The record is from RefSeq and is a predicted model, not a curated record. The transcript has 32 exons. NCBI's taxonomy places the organism in Eukaryota, Metazoa, Chordata, Lepidosauria, Squamata, Sphaerodactylidae.
AUGACGAGCAAAUCCCUGGAUGACGGGCGGCUCGUGAAGAAAAUGGGGGUGCUUUCAAGCUCAAAGCCUUCACUAGUAGCUGAUGGGUUAUGGCAGAAGCUUUCCAUCACAGACUGUGCAUCUGACAGUGGCUUAUUGAUCACUCAUAUCAACCAGACGCAUGAUCUUCUGAAAGUGAGGAGCACUGCGAUCGUCUGCACCGGGUUGAAGACCACCGACGACUGGAUGCACAGCUAUGGUCUGAAAAACCUGCACCUCACAUUGGAAGACCUGAUUAGAAGAGGCACUGUCACAGUGGAUGCGAAUGAUGCUGAGCAGCUGGAGUUCACCGCUGAAGUUGUUUCUGAUUUCGAAUCAGGACUGUACGGAGCCAUCGAUCUUUACAACAAACGGAUCCAGUGGCUACUGCAAGACAGCAGGAAGCUAUUUGGCAUCAUGCAAGGAAGCAAAAUUGGAGUUCUGAUCGAUACGUCCGAUGUGACUUGUGGAGCAAGACUCCUCGAUUUCCAAAAAGAUCUUGUGCAUUUAGUUGACGAGCAGUUGUGCUACGUGAAACGUCUGUACUUCCUUUCCUUCGGUACCGAGGUCUCAUCUCUCUGGGAGGAGUCCAGAUCCGUCGACGUGGACAUUUUGUCUGAAGCCAGGCAAUGGGUGAAGGAGCUGAAACCCAGUGGAGGCUGCAAUCUGUUGAAAGCUUUGAAGAAAGUCCUCGAGCGGAAAGAGCUGGACGCCCUCGUCAUCAUCUCAGGGAGCUGCCCGGAUCAAUCCUCUGAAAUACUGUCUGAUUACAUCCAGCAAUGCUCGCUGGGGAGAGAACUGCUGAUCCAAACGGUCGCCUACGAGUGCAGCAACCAGGCGCCUCCAGCUGUUUUAAAAAGUCUCGCUGAAGCUGUUGGCGGACAUUACCACAGCUGCUGUACAAAAAGCGAGAGUUACGAGAGCAACGAUCUGGACAUGAUCCGUGGCGAGCGCAAGACAGCCAAGGACUUGCUCAACGUCAUAAAUAAAAUCUAUAAGGGAAAGGUGGGCCACGCGCGCUUUAGUUUACUACAAGAGAGCUCCGCAGACGUGUCGCUCUCUCUGGCCAGCUCCCUGCCAAAGCCGCCGAACCAUGAAGGGCCUCUCAAGAUACAAAUCCCAGAUUUCCUGGCCAAAACAUCAGCGGAAUGGUUGAAAACCAACGGACUAAAAGGCAAGAAGCUGAGCCUGUACCAAGUUAUGGCACCGAACGCCUUUUCCCCCGUGGAAGAAUUUGUCCCUAUUCUUCAGAAAACUGUCUCAUCAAUUGUGCAUGAAAAAGCAAUGAUGCAGUUUGAAUGGCAUGACGGGACCGUGAAAAACGUCCACGUCGACCCACCGAUAUUGUACGAUUACCAGAAGCAGCUGACCAGGCUGGUGAGGAGGUACGAGAGACGCAUCGAAUGGCUCUCCGCUGGUAGCCGAAGGAUGUGGGGAACAGUUUGCGAAAGGAGGGUUGUUCUACUGAUAGACGUCUCCCUAACAAAUUCCCCAUACAUCAUUCAUAUCCAACACUCCCUGCGGCUUCUGCUGGAGGAGCAACUCUCUAGCAAGGACUGCUUCAAUAUCAUCGCGUUUGGAAAAGAGGUUAAUCCCUGGCAACCGCAAAUGGUCCCCUCACACCCAGACAACUUAGAGCAGGCCUGGAGAUGGGUUCUGGAUCUGCAGUGCGAAGGCACUCGAAAUGUCAUGGGCGCUUUUCGAAGAGCGGUGGAGGUGGACUUCAGAGAUAAAGACAAACAUGAGUCCCAGGGGAUAUACCUGCUGACUACCGGCAUCCCUGAUCAAGAGACGCAUGCGAUUAGCUCUUACAUGGUCGAGGUCUGCGGAGGGUGUGAUUUGCAGCUUCACAUUUCUCUGUUCAGCACCGACGAGUCUCCCUUUGACGGCGAUAUCCCGCCGCGCUACACCAACCCCGAAGAGACGGCCCUCGCUUUCAAGACUGUUGUGCGGGAUGUCAAUGGCCAGUUUCACUGGUUUGGAGAAACAGGCAUCUACGAAAGCGAUGACAUCAGCAGCAUCGUCUCUGAAAUGGAGACAGCGGUCAACUAUUCCCACAAGUGCGCCCUGCUCGUGGAAUCCUUAAAGCAACGAUCAGGAAGCCAACCGGCCGAUCAGUUGAUUCCCGAGGAAGACCUAACUAUGUUAGACAGAAGGGAGAAAAGCAGACCGCAGAAGUUACAACUUCCAAAACCGACCGCCCUCAAUCUUGCCAGAAAGAGCGCAAGAGACGCACAGGACGGGGACAGAAACAGCCCCGCCAAAGCGGUCACGUGGCGUCCGACGAGCGCCAAGGCAGAAAUCCCUCCAGCGCAGCCAAUAAAGGAGUUUUUGCGGACGGGCGGGAGAAAGAAAUACAGAUUGAAGAAACGCCCCGAGGUUUCAGUGUCGUUAUUUUAUACCGGCAAAGGAAAGAAAGUCGGCGCAGUUUACAGAAAUUAUUCCCAGGCCAAACGUGUGAAGAAGGCGAUUCCUUGUGUCAUUCUGCCCCAGGAAGAAGAAAAGUGCUCGAGCAAAGAGUGGCUCAGCAAAUUCGGCAUCAAGAAACUGAAGUUAGACUUGCCCAGAAUCGUUUUCGGGCCCGAGUCCUUGCAUCAGAUGCAACUGGUGGAAUCCCUGCGCAAGAAAGUGUCGGCGAAAUACUGCGACAUUUUCCCCAGCGUCGAAAUUGACGGCAUCGUGAAGCACUUGCACGUUCAGCCCAAGGAGCUUGAAGAGUAUAUUGAGCAAAUGGAGAAAGUCUUGCAGUGCUACGUCAAAAGGAUGCAGUGGCUUUUAUCAGGAAGCCGUCGAUUGUUCGGGGUGAUUUUGGAAGCCAACGUCUGCAUCCUGAUCGACACCUCCGGAUCCAUGGAACCGUCUCUGGAGGAAGUCGCGAAAGAGCUGACCUCUCUGAUCUGGGAACAGCUGAGAAAGAAUCAGACCAGGUUCAAUUUGAUCAGCUUUGCGGAAGAUGUCGUGGCGUGGCAAGAGGGCCUGGUGGAGGCCACGGACGAAGCGUGCCACGAUGCCGUGCAGUGGGCCUCGACCUUCCGGGCACACGGGAAUACGUCCAUCCUCAAGGCGUUACAGAGAGCUUUCCAACUUCCGGGCGUUGAGGCUUUGUACGUUCUGACCGACGGGAAACCGGACAGCAGCUGCACUUUGGUUCUCCAAGAAAUUGAAAGGCUGAGCAAGAAGCAGGCGGUUACCAUCCACACGAUUUCAUUUAACUGCUCCGACGGAGGAGCCAACGAUUUUCUCAAGAACCUGGCUUUCCAGACUGGCGGACGCUACCAUAGGCGACAUGGAGAUGUGGAUGGACAGUUGGCGGCUCAUCGAAUAUUGACAGAAGGCUUCAAAGAUGAAGAUGAUCCCGUUUUCCCCUUGUUUGAAGGAGAUGAUUUAAAGAAGCUCACUGAAGAAGUAGCAAAAGCCAGGAGUUAUUUAGCACAAGCCAAGUUUUUUAGAUCACUCUUGGAGAAAAAGGAUUAAGACCAAAAGGAGCAUUCCUCCUAA